This is a messenger RNA of Penicillium subrubescens, 390 nucleotides long. Its product is annotated as peptidylprolyl isomerase. Gene Ontology annotation, molecular function: DNA binding; peptidyl-prolyl cis-trans isomerase activity. The record is from RefSeq and is a predicted model, not a curated record. The transcript has 3 exons. Gene Ontology annotation, biological process: rRNA processing. Bases 1 to 390 code for a protein of 129 amino acids. NCBI's taxonomy places the organism in Eukaryota, Fungi, Ascomycota, Eurotiomycetes, Eurotiales, Aspergillaceae.
AUGGCACCCAAGAACAACGCCAAAGGCGGCGACAAGAAAGGUGCUGCAGGCAAAGGCAAGGGCAAGGACGCUGGCAAUGAUGACAAGAGCAAAGUCAAGGGCGCACAGUCUAUCAACGUGCGGCAUAUCCUAUGCGAGAAGCACGCCAGAAAAGAAGAAGCCAUGGAGAAACUCCGUAAUGGCACCAAAUUCGACGAGGUCGCUCGCGAGUUUUCAGAGGAUAAGGCGCGGCAGGGAGGCUCAUUGGGUUGGAAGACCAGGGGUGACCUGGACCCGGCCUUUGAGAAGAUCGCCUUUGAAUUGGAGCCUAGUACCACGGCGAAACCCAAGUAUCAGGAGGUGAAGACGGGCUUUGGGUAUCAUAUUAUCAUGGUGGAGGGACGCAAGUGA